Messenger RNA from Closterium sp. Naga37s-1, 3450 nucleotides. The record is from the annotation of a GenBank genome assembly. NCBI's taxonomy places the organism in Eukaryota, Viridiplantae, Streptophyta, Zygnematophyceae, Desmidiales, Closteriaceae.
AUGGUACGAGACUUUAACUCUAGUUUGUCGAUACCACCUGAUGAGGCGAGAGACGGAUCGGUACCAGUCGGUAAGACGGCGGCGUUGAACAGCGGCGUUGGCGGCGUGGGGCGAUUUCCACCAGGCGCCGGUUAUGGGUUGGGUGGUGAGACAGGAGUGGAAGGGUCGCGUGAUAGAGAGCUGGAGAUGCUACGAGGAAGAGGCGGUGCGUCCACGCAUCCUGGUUACGCCAUGACCGCUCAGGCUCACGCGCAGGCCGCUGGCGCACAGGACGUGGAGCAAGCGGUGACGUGGCAGCUGGAGCAACAAGAUCUGGGAUCGGAUCUCAGAUCUCGUUUCGCCCAACGCGCCGCCGCGGAUUCCCCGUCCUCGCACGCUUCUUCCCUCGCCCACUUUCAAACCCGCUCUCCGCCUAUGUCUGAGGGACCUGCCUAUGCCGUGCCGCAUGCUGUAACCGAGAGCGUCGGGUUCGGGGCUGCUUUUGCGGGCAAUCUGGGGGGGUUUGGAAGCGGAUUGGAGCUAGGGGGAAGUGACGUGCGCGGAGGACAUGGCGCAAGCAGGGGGGAGUUUGGGGAGCCAUGGCUUAGCGGGCUACAUAACGAGACGGUCGGCACUAGCGACGGCCGGUUUGAAGGUGGGCGGUUGGAAGGUGGGAGGAUGGAAGGUGCGCGGCGAUUCUUGGAAGGAGAGGCAGGUUUUGGUGGCUCUAGAGCUGGUGGUGGUAGCACCAUGGAUGGUGCUGGCGGAGGUGCGGGAGGCUUGGCACGUGGGUUUUCUACAGGGGCUGACGUGUUUGGCUGGCCUGGCAGGCUGGACAAGCCUAGUGCGUAUGGUGGCAGAACAUCAGACUCCGGUUUCGCAUCUUCUUCCUCGUUUUCUUCCACUGUUUCCACGUCUGGUGCCGCGGCUGCUGUUGCUGCUGCUGCGGCUGCUGCAGAGCGAGCAGCAGCAGCGCCGGGGCAGCCAGAGAACAGGCGGCGCAUGGCGCGCGGCCCACGGAGCGAUGGGUCUGUGGAUCUGGAGCCUAUGUACACGGAGGAUCACCGCGUGCUCAAGGUCGAACGGUCCGAGGACGGGCGGGAGGCGUACGUGUGGGUGACGCUGCUGGCUGCGGGGUUUGUGAUCGGGUCGUCUGGGGCUGCUGCGCGGCAGAUCGGGCACGUUACGGGCGCGAUCGUGCAGUCGUGGACUGAGGGCGCGAGCGGGAUUGAUGGGAUGGAGGGAGAGGAGAUCCGACGAUUCAGGAUCCAGGGGAAGAAGGAGAAGGUGGAAAGGGUGAUUAAUCUGAUCCAUGACGCGGUUGAUAAGUAUAAAGAGCUCUGUGAACGGAAGAGGGAGGGGCAGUUUGUUCUGAGGGAGCAUAGGAUAGAUGGGGUGGAUUUCCAGUACCAGCCGCCGCCGAGAAAGGCGCUGCAGAAUAGGGGCAUGCCUGGGGGCGGCGGGGGCGGGGGAGGCGGAGGUGGGGCUUCUCGGAGUCCCCCAGAGGGUGGUGGCGGCGGAGGGGGGAUGGGGAUGGGCAUGGGCAGAGGAGGGGGAGGGGGGAGAGGAAUUGAGGGAGCUGAUAUGCGGGCGCAGCUGCUGGCGAGUGUGAUGGAGGGGCGAAUGAUGGGCCGGCGUGGGCCGAUGGGGGGAGGAGGGAUGGGAGUUGAAGAGGCGGCUUUGAUGGAGCUGAAGCAGCAGAUGUACUACGAGCGGCUGGAGGAGAGGACGUUGUUCCUGCUGUGGCAGCUGCAGCAGCAGAAGCUGCAAGCAGAGCGGCAGCAGCAGGAGCAACUUCAUCACCACCAGCAGCAGCAGCAGCAACAGCAGCAGCAGCAGUUGAAUCAGCAGCAACAGAUCUGGCAGAGCCUGAGGCUGAGAGGAGAGGCGGAGGCGUUUCGGGAAGGUUCAGUGAGCAACAGCUUUGGCAUGGGCACGGGUAUGGGCCUGGGCACGGGCAUGGGCAUGGGCAUGGGGAGUGGGGGAGGCAUGGGUGGAAUGGGUGGGGCGACUAUGGGGCAAAUGGGGCCGGUGGCAGGGGGGGUGGUCGGGUCUAGCAUGGGGGCGGGGAAUAGCAUGGAGCAGGGGAUGGGCGGGGGGGUGGGAUUCGGUAUUCCAGGCGGAGGGAGAGGGAGGUGGGAUGACCUGGGCCGGUUGGGGGGUGAAGAGGAGGCGAGGGGAUUUAGGGAAGGAGGGAGGGGCCAGGGAGAGGAGGACUUGCAGGCGGUUGCUGUGAGGGAGGCUAUGAGGGAGAAAGUAAGGAAGGCUAUUGAGCAGCGGAUGGGUGGAGGGGAUUCGAAUGCUGCUGCUGCUGCAUCGGCUAGCAGUGGUGGUGGCGGUGGUGGUGGCGGUGGCAGUGGUGGUGGGGGCGGUGGGCAAAUGGGGCAGUGGGCACGCAGCAUGCUUGAGCAAGAAUUGUUGGAGAACUGGCUGGAGCAACAGCAGCAGCAGCAGCACCAGCAGCAGCAGCACCAGCAGCAACAGCAAUUGCAGCAGCUACAGCACCAACAGCAUCAACACCAGCAGCAGCAGCUGCAGCAGCAGCAGCAGCGCGUCUCACCUCUUCCAAACCACGCCGGUGGGAGGAACGACAUCCCCCACCACCAUCACCUGCACCAGUUCCCCAUGCCUCCGUCCCACCCGUCCCAUCCCUCCGCCCACCCACCUUUGGGCCUCUCCAUGCCGCCACCUGUGCCAAGCAUGGCUGCUGGCAAUGCUGCAGGCAGGGCGCUUCAUAGUGUUGCUCCGUUCCAAAACAGGCACCUGUCCCUUGAAAGCAUCAUGUCAGCAGCAACGCCCGCCACCUCUUCUGCCCCACCUCUUUCUCUCCCAGUCAACCCAUCUUUCCUUGACGGGUCAGCAGCACAGCUAAACUGCCCCUGCCGCCCCUCCUCUGUGUGGUCUGGAGCAGCACAGGCAGCUUCUGCCUUGCCACCAUGCCGUGCUGUGCCAGAACCCCCCCACUCUCGCUUUGCAUUCGCCAGUGGCGCUCCCAACCUGUCCGCCCCCUUAUCCCUCUCCCUCGCCGCUGCCCAUCCACACUCACAGUCACACUCACUCAUGAUUCAUGGGGCUGCUUUUCCAGGGGGGGUAGGGGGAGGCGGAGGCGGAGGGGGGAGAGGAGGCGGAGGGGGAGGCGGAGGAGGAGGGGGCGGACCAGGGGGACGUGGAGCAGGGGAAGGCAGCAUGAGGUCUGUGCCUGAUGGUAUGGGGAGUGGGUUCCAGGCGCCCGGAUCCAUGGCUGCUCCGUCUGCCUCCGCGUUUGCAACAGCAGAACGUGCGGCUGCUGCUGCUGCUGCUGCUGCUGCUGCUGCUGCUGCUGCUGGGCCUGCCGUGUCUUCUGCCAUGCCUCCUGGUGCUACCUCUGGUGCUGCAUCUGCUGCGGCAGCAGGUGCGCAUGGUGCAUGGACGAGUGCCAGCUGGCAGCACAUGGGGGGAGGAGGUGGGGGAGAGGCGCACCGAUUGCAAUGA